GCGCUCAUGACGCGAGGACGUUCUGUUAAGCGGAGUAGCGAGCUCGGAGCUUUCCCAUCUCUCGCUGUGAACGACACAGGAAACGAGCGUGGCAGGCAGGCAACGAUCGCGUGAACACUGGUCAUUUUUCCGACGAUCUCUCGGGAAAUAAGCAGAGGCUGUGGCCAUACUUAGUGUGAAACUCCUCGAACUAGGUUUUUUUUCACGAUCGACAGACGAGUCCUCCUAACUUCCGAAAACGUGGACUAUCCGUUGCGAACUUGAAUCCCGUGUUCCUGAACGGAAAAAAAAUUAGUGCGCAAGAGACGAUUCGUCGAUCGGAGUUGGAAGAUCAAUCGACGUCCGUUCGAUCGGAAUGCUCCGGAGUUCAGACGAACCAGCUGAUUGUGAAACCGUCUUACCGGUUUGAUAUACUUCGUGGAGAUUUCCUUGUGCACGUUUAUCGUGUCGUGACGUGAACGCAGAAGAGGGAGAGAGGCGGUGAUAAAGACAGCUGAGAAGACACGCGUGAGGGAGGGUCAGUGAAAAAAAAAAAAAAAACACGGGAUAACGUGGAAGAAAAGGAGAAACGAACUUGUUUCGGAGAGUGCACGGAUAUUCCUUCCGGUCAUUCCGGUUGCGCGCGGCGCCUAUUUUAAUCUCUCGCGCGGCGCCGACACCUGCUACCGCAACAACCAACUGCGCGGGAGGUUUUGUCGCGGAACUUUCGUGGCGCCGCCGGUGUACCGGUGCGGUGUGCGCGGGGUGAAAGCUUAAAGUUCACGAGCGCAAGGUGGGACGGAGUGCGCGGACGCGCGCGCGCGCGCGACAUAAAGGAAGAUAGAGAGAGGGACAGAAAACGAAACACGAAACUCGGCUUCGAGAAAGUUUACUCGCGACGUGCCGGUCGCUCCGGAAAGAACACCUCAUUUCCUACGCGCUCGCUCCGGCGUGCCGGAGGAAGCUGUUAAGCGGAAGCGAAGAAAGGAGACAGAAGAGGAAAACGAAGAGGGAACGGGCGGGGAACGAGAGAGAGAAAAAGAGAAGGAGAGCACACUCAUCACCGCGUGCGCUCGUCUAUCGUUGUCAACCCCCUGCGCCGCUUUCCCCCUGCCUUUGUGUUCCUCGUGAACGUCGCCGUGCCUUUGGGUGGACGCUUAUGGCUCGCCAGUAGGAGGGAAAAACAGACGGAAGAGCGAAGGACAGAGAGACAGGAGGAGACAGGAGGACAGAGGCGGACAGUCGGAUAGAGACCGGCGAGGCAGAUAUUUCCCGCUCCGAGAAGGGGGGCAGAGAGGGCACCCCGGAGAACUGAAUAUGUCCGCCAAGCGAAAGGCCACUGCCAUCAUGCAGCACCACAAGGAGAACAUCUCGACCCCGGAGCCCACCGACAUAUCCGAGGACGAUCACUACCCAAGCGCACUCAUGAAAGACCCGGAUAAGCUGAAGUUGAUGCUGCUCGCGUGGAAUUAUAAUCUCCAGGCACAAGUACAGGCGCAGGCACAGGUCCAGGCUGCCAACGCGGCUCUCUCGCCAAAUAACUCGUCGACUACCACAGCUACCACUGUUGGCACACCAGUCACCAGCCAAUCGGCCAUUUCCACGGCAAACAACACCAUUAACAACUCCACACUCACAGAUUCUCGAAACGGUUCAUCGGAAUUGGUGGACUUGCCAGCGGGAACGGUUCCGAAUCUGAGCGCCGUGGCGGGUGUCGGCAGCGAGGACAUGGCUUCCUUGUGGGCAUCUUACGCCAUGGGUUUCAAGAAAACGCCGCCGCCAGCAUCGUCGGCAACGCCCUCGCGGUCGGAUCGCGAUCGCGAGUCCAGUCCGCCCGGUGGCGAGGGAACGGGAAGCGCCCACGAUGAGACCAGUAGUAGUGGCAACAAGGAAGACGAGGACGACGACGAUAUAGACGCGGACGAGGGACUGGAUCCGAGACACCACGAUCCGGAACGUCUCAAAGCGUUCAACAUGUUCGUGAGGCUGUUCGUCGACGAGAACUUGGAUCGCAUCGUGCCGAUUUCGAAGCAGCCGAAGGAGAAGAUACAGGCAAUCAUCGAUAGUUGCACGAGACAGUUUCCCGAGUUUGCCGAGAGGGCCAGGAAGAGGAUCCGAACGUACCUGAAGAGCUGUCGGAGAAACAAACGCGGCAGGGAGGGCCCUUGGGACGCCGCCAGACCAACACCAGCGCACUUGACCUCGGUGCAGGCCGAACAGAUUCUGGCAACGGCCUGCGAAAACGAGAGUGACAACGCGAAACGGAUGAGAGUCGGGCUGGAGCCGGUGUCGCAGCCCAUGCCAACUCUUCCGGCCGCAACGCAAACGGACGUUCGAUCAGGUUUGGAGCAGCACUUCUCAAGCACACCGGUUAAAUCACUCACGUGUAAAAGGGAGGACACCCCACCAGCAUCGUUAACGUCCCUGGCACCUCUGACCAGUUUGGCAAACUUACCGAACAACACUAUUUCCUCCACGCCGCUGUCGAUCGCAUCCGCGUCAAAGCUGCUCACAACAGACAACAAGAGUCUCAUGAGCCAAUCGACGAUAGUCAGUUCGACGGUGAAUGGUGUCGCCAGUGGCGGUGCACCGACGAUGUACAGACCCAACUUCAGCCAAGCGUUCCAGCGUGCCGGGCCCACAACGGUACCGCCGACCCUCUCAGCCGGGCUAUACCCGACUCAAAGUUUUACGUCGAGUCUACUAAGCAACGGUAUACAAAGACCGACGGACCUUAGCAUGAAGAACCCACCAAAGCCUGCUCUGCUGAGUCACAAGCUGAACUCGAUGGAAUUGACCGCGGUGAAACAACUGAUAGGUGGAUAUCGAGAAUCAGCCGCCUUUCUGCUCAGAUCCGCCGACGAGCUGGAGCAACUGUUGCUCCACCAACCAUAGAGCUACGUUUAUUUGGCCAGCGUUCGGCAACUUGGCUCGUAGUCACAACGAUCGGCGAGGAAGCAAUGCGAGUAUUGAUGCGCCUGUGUGAGCACCGAGAAUAAUGUCAGAGUCAGCGUAAAUUCCUUUCUUCAAGGCUUCGUUUAUACCGCUGCUCUGUCGGCAACUCCAUCGCUCUACACACGAACUUAUCUUUUGCUGCAAAACGCUCCGCUUGGGCGAACUAAAUGCAUUCGAUCCAACAAGACGAGUGCAAGAUUAUAGGUUUAAGUAUCGAAACGUUAUAAAAUUAGCGAAACAAAGUUUGAGAAUAAUUGGAGAAAAUUUCUAGGCAUAAAUCGAUUGGAGCUACUUUAUAAUGUUCGUAAAAAGAUUGUUUCUGAUGAAAGUCGAGAGGCUAUAGUCGCGAUGAAAAAUUCAUACUGAAUUAGAUAUUUAUGCGGGUUUAUCGUCAUACAUUGUUUAAAAGCGGUUAAAAACAGAAGAGUUCCAUAUACAUAAUGAAUAAUUACAUAUUUCAUUAUGCGCAUCGUCGCGAUAUUUCUAAUUCUAGGAUUAAGAAAACUAUUCGAACAGGGUGUACAUAAAAAGAUAUUUACUUAAUUACUGAUAAGCUUAAAGGAUGAUGCGGCGAGCUAGGAUGCGUGCGCGAGUGAAAGAAAGUCGAAAAGGGAAGAAGCUUCCGGACGAUAAGUCAUUCGGAAGCGUGUGCUAGUAUUUUCUAACGAGGAUGAAAACGUCCCGGAACUUCUUCUUUACACAGCCGGUUGAUGCGCUUGCAUUUUUUCCUACCUACUCAGAUUCGUAAGCUUCGAAAAACCGUUCGUGAGAGCUCCAUAAAUCUACUACAAGUUUAUUCAACCGUUUCGACCGACGAUCGACAAAAAAUUUGUCGCGUGUUCUUACGAAACGGUAAUUUCGCUAAUCUGUUUGUUGUCGUUAUGUACAUAUGACGUAAAUGAUAUAUGAUGAGAAUAGUUACUCUCGUGCGUGAGAAAGCGCGAUUAAUUCGCGCGGCGAAUCUGCGCCAUUUACUUCGAGAGUGGCGUAUACACAUCAAGAAACAAUUUGAAGAAAUACGAAAACGACGUGAUAAAAUUUGAAUUUUAGACAGAUUAUCAAAAUUAUAGUCUUUUCGCCAUUUUUGGGGCAAAUGGUGGAUCACAUAUGAAGAUUUUACAACGGUCAUACGUGUAUAUAGAAAGAAAAUGCGCUCGCGCAUUGAUACACGUGUACAUAAUAACGUAGGACGCAAAACGAGAUGGACUUUUUUUUAUUGGCGACGCGUCAGAGGCCUCGUCAAUGGAGAUUAAUUAGCUAAUCAAUUAACGAUAACUGUACAACGUCGUCAUAAUAUAGUUAGACCAGAGUUUUGGAAGUGGAGGAGCGUAGUGAUCGAGAGUAUAAUUUCGGGACCAUCUUGUCACGAUCAGACAAUACGUUAAAACCGUAUUCGUGGUCUCCGGACGCAUCACUGUGUUACCAAAGAACACUAAUUAUUAUGGGUAAUGUACGUAUAGUACCACUUAAGGGUCGCGUUUUCCUUCUUCUUCUUUCCGUUAUUCCUUUCAAACGACAUACUUCUUUCAUGGAAGCGCGAAAUCAUUUUCUCCAUCAAUUAAUCAUACGAAGAUAGAUAUAAACUCCACUACAUGUGGAUCACGUGAUAAAUAUACACGUUUUCGGAUUGAGUUUAUCUACUAUUCUUCUUAUUACUGUUAAUACUGACAUUAUUAUCGCUACGAUAUAUUAUUAUUAUUAUUAUUAUUUUCUAUUAUUAUCAUUAUCACCAUCGUUAUUACCAUCACGAUUAUCACUGUCACUGAUAUUAUUGAUUGCGAAUCGAAGAAUCGCGCGAGAAGGUAGUACGCGAGAUAGUACGAAUAGUUUAUUCUGUUUUCCAACGUCAUUUUCCACGGAGAGUUUCCGCUCGUUAAGUCUACUUUGUCGUUGUUUUGUACAUAGUUUAUAUGCAUUAUAAAUGGAGUGCAUAUAAAGAUUGCGAAAAUUAAGUUGCUUAAGUAAUUAGAUACAAAGAAGAGUAUAUAAAUAUAUAAAUAUAUAUACAAAUGUGCAAAAUAUCUUUAUGCGAACGAUUGCUGAUUGCUGUCACCGUCGAACUCCAAGCGCAGAACAUUCCAAUGAAAGAAAAGCAAACUGGAAAGUAGACGAGAAAAAGGGCGAACAAGAAAAAUCUAGGAAAAGAAUUUCAUUAAAGAGAUAAAAUGGAGGAGAGAAAGAGUGAGAGAGAGAAAGAGAAUGUGUGCAUGUGUACAUGUGUGCGUGAUCAUUCAACAUGCGCUCAUCGAAGAUUUCAUGGGAAUCACGACUUUUAUUGACCGACAAUAGUCGUACUUCCAUUUUCCUUUUCCGUUUGCGUGCAAGUCGCCGCGACGAAACGCGCCCGUCGUCGCGUGAAACGUUCGAAAUCAAUAAUAAUGUUUGCGGCACUUUAGUGAAGAGAGGACCGAAUAAAGCGUUUCGUCAAUUGGAACUAAUUCUUAUCGCCUCAAUCAUUUGAAACUCCAAAUACUUGCAAAACGGUACACACACGCCGCCCUCCCCACGUAUGCAAUUUCUCGCCCGUAGUAAACGGACUCGUCUCUUUAAUCGACACACAGUGCAAUAGUCUAUUAGCGAUACCGUUGUUCUACCGUGUAUUGUCAAUCGUCGUCACACGAUCAUGCUUCUGUCAUGUACGACAUAAAUAGUCUCAGCUCAGCCAUUCCCCCGCCCACCUUUCUCCGCGCUGUCCCUUUGGUUUCGAGCAGGCAUCAUCACACUUCUUCAUGGAUAUUAGCAGUUAUCGACAAGUUCAUAUCUUACCACUAGCAUCGUAACAUUUAUACGUAAUUCACCUCAGAUCUCUGUAGCCACACACAUCGCGAGGGCCGAGCUCCGUUUUGCGUACCACAUGUUUCUCCCUCCCCCUCGAAUCCGAUGACCAAUAAUGUUUGUUGCGCGUUCUGCUAAUAAUUGAUACGAUUAUACCUCGACGAAUCCCAGGAUUUAUGGAUUCGUGACAUAUGAGAAUUAGUCGAAAGAGAUUCAUUGUAAAUAUUAUUUUCGACCAAAUAUAGGAAUCGAAUCCAAAUAAGAAUCGAAUUGAUCCCGUCACCGACGGUUGUUGCUCUUUUUUGCAACUUGACUGAUCCGAAAAAAAACCUGGACCUAUCGUACAUCUGAAAUACGGAGUAAAAAGGAAAAAGGAAAGACGAAGGAGACGAGACAGAGGAGAAAUUUAUGGAGACCGAAGAAACGUGCGACACCACUCUGUUCUUCUUUCUUUUCCUACGUUCGAUAAAAAAGUAUCCGUCGUGUACCUUAAUUCGCCUAUGCGGAAGUGCAGAUCUACUGUUCAUAUAUAGCCGCGAAUCGAUGUAUAUUGAUUAAAGAAAAAAAAUAUGUAUUUGUUCCUAAAGAAAUAUUAAGAGUAGUAAUAUACCGUAAAAGAAUAUUAAUAUUGAUAGUAAUGAUAACGAUAAUUUGAUGGUACAUACUUUCUUAUAAGUAACAUUACACAUUACUACGAUUAUUGUAGAAUUGGUACGGUUCUUGAGGAUGCCUUGCCUGUAAAUGUAACAUACGUUAAAUGAAAAAAAAUCUUAUUAUCUUGUAAAUGUUUUACCAAAUAUAAUCGAUUAUUCAACUUAUA
Messenger RNA from Temnothorax curvispinosus, 6529 nucleotides. RefSeq names its product nucleolar protein 4-like. The coding region runs from base 1297 to 2874 and encodes 525 amino acids. Lineage: Eukaryota; Metazoa; Arthropoda; Insecta; Hymenoptera; Formicidae. The record is from RefSeq and is a predicted model, not a curated record. The transcript is spliced from 9 exons.